UCUCGAACCACCAAACUUCAACAUCAACCGCCAACUGAAAAUUUCUCCAUAUUAUUUUUAGAGAGAGAGAGAGAGAGAGGAAAAACUGAAAUUAAAUAUUUGUUGAAAAACAUUUCUAAAUUUGAUUUAAUUUGAAUUUUAUAAUAGCAAUUGAAAACCAUUGAACAAUCAUUAUUAAAUCAAAUCAAAAUGGCUACUACCGUCACUCCAAAUGUGUUAUGGGCUCAACGUUCAAGUGAAUCUGAUGAAUCCAAAAAUGUUCUUUAUGUUACCAUUGAAGUUCUUGAUCCAACUAAUAUUAAAUUAGAUUUAACUUCAACUCAUUUAAAAUUAACCGCUGAUUCACAAGAUAAUAGUAAUCAUUAUAACUUGGAUAUCGAAUUCUUUGAUGAAGUUGAUCCUGAAAAGUCUCAUAAAAAUACUGAAAGUGGUUCUCAUAUCUAUUUAGUUAUUAGAAAGAAGACUGCUCAAGAAGAAUUUUGGCCAAGAUUAACUAAACAAAAAUUAAAAUAUCAUUAUAUUAAAACUGAUUUUGAUAAAUGGGUAGAUGAAGAUGAACAAAAUGAAGUUCCUGAACAAGAAGAUGAAACUGCUAAUAUGAUGAACUUUGGUGGUCCAGGUGGUCCAGGUGCUCCAGGUGGUUUAGAUUUUUCACAAUUAAUGGCCGGUGCUGGUGGCGCUGGUGGUGCCGGUGGAUUUGAUUUCUCACAAUUAAUGGGAGGUGCUGGAGGUGCUGGAGGUCCAGGUGGUUUACCAGGAAACUUUGAUAUUAGUGCUUUAGCAAGUCAAUUAGGUCAAGCUGGUGGUGCUAAACUUGGUGAAGAUGAUGAAGAAGAUGACGAUGAAGAUGAAGAUGAAGAUGAAGAUGAUGAUGAUGAAGAAGAAGUUGAAGAAGUUACUGAAUAAGCAUAUUGCUUAUCUCACUUGUUACUCUUCUAAAUCAAUAAUUUGUAUAAAAUUUUUCAUGUUUGAUU
Scheffersomyces coipomensis is the source of this 974-nucleotide messenger RNA. It is a transcript of the gene SBA1, whose product is annotated as Hsp90 cochaperone. Gene Ontology annotation, biological process: protein folding; chaperone-mediated protein complex assembly. Bases 190 to 906 code for a protein of 238 amino acids. Gene Ontology annotation, molecular function: Hsp90 protein binding; protein-folding chaperone binding. The transcript is spliced from 2 exons. The record is from RefSeq and is a predicted model, not a curated record. NCBI's taxonomy places the organism in Eukaryota, Fungi, Ascomycota, Pichiomycetes, Serinales, Debaryomycetaceae. Gene Ontology annotation, cellular component: nucleus; cytosol.